AUGACCAGAGAGGAGGCCAAAGCUUCACCAAAGUUGAUUAGAGGUACAAUCUCACUUUGUGGUCACCAGAUAGAUGCUUUGUUUGAUUUUGGUGUCACACACUCCUUUAUAUCUAAUGAUUGUGCCAAGAGGCUAAAAUUGCAUAUGCUUGAUAAACCGUUUGCCAUGAAUGUUUCUACACCGGCUGGUGCAUAUGUGAGGACUAGUCGGGCUUAUUUGAAACUAGAAUUGAAGUUUGGUGAUAGAGUUUCUGUGAUUGACUUAAUCUGCUUACCUUUGAGUGGCAUUGAUAUAAUAGUAAGGAUGGAUUGGUUGUCUACCAAUGGUGCAACACUUGAUUGUAAUAAAAAGACAGUCUCCUUACCAAUUUACACAGUGAUAGUUGUUAACCCUGAACCUAUCAAGUCAUUGUCAGUAGUGGAUUAUGAGACUCCCAAGUUCUUGAUAGCUCUACAAGUGGAGAAGUCAGUGAAAGAAAGGUGUCUAGCUUUUAUGAUCUAUUAUCCUACACAUGAAGCGUAUAAUGGAGGAAUUGAUAGAAUUGGUGUGGUGAAUGAGUUUCUAAAGGUGUUUAAUGACCAAAUGUCAGGAUUGCCACCUAAAAGAGAGAUUGAAUUCUUAAUUGAUUUAGUACCCGGUACUGAGCCAAUCUCUAAAGCUCCGUAUUAG
This is a messenger RNA of Prosopis cineraria, 669 nucleotides long. RefSeq lists its product as uncharacterized. The transcript has a single exon. Lineage: Eukaryota; Viridiplantae; Streptophyta; Magnoliopsida; Fabales; Fabaceae. The record is from RefSeq and is a predicted model, not a curated record. The coding region runs from base 1 to 669 and encodes 222 amino acids.